Dentiscutata heterogama is the source of this 1206-nucleotide messenger RNA. The record is from the annotation of a GenBank genome assembly. NCBI's taxonomy places the organism in Eukaryota, Fungi, Glomeromycota, Glomeromycetes, Diversisporales, Gigasporaceae.
AUGUCUGAACCGGCGACGUCCUCAAGUAGCGAUUCUUCUAAAUUUAAUGGUGAAUGUGGCAAAGUUAGAAUAUUCAUUCGUUCGCCAACUACCUCGUUACCCGAUGACUUUUCCAUAUUAACUAGUCUUGACUCGUCGGUUCUUACUUUGAAACGGACCAUCUUCGAGACCCAUCCUACUAAACCAAACGUUCGAGACCAAAGGUUGAUCUACAGAGGAAGGGUGCUAAAUGAUUCUGAUACUAUCAUAAACGUUUUACGAAGUGAGCUGGCAACUGACCAAAUCUUUCAUUUGGUCGUCAAGCCUUCGUUUCAGACGUCUUCAGAAACCACUGGAAUACCUAUAGCUCGCUCGACAUCUACCACAACGAAUGCAAGAAUAGCUACACCCUUAACAGAUCAAAGUUUUGGUACUACAGGCUUAACUGAUUUCGCUCAACAACCUCCGAAUCUUAACAUGCCAUAUUUUGUUCCACCUUCAGAACAUGCACAUACAUACUUACAACAACAGUAUUCCAUUAAUCCACAACAGCAGCAUGACGUUCUCUUAAAUCAGAAUUUCUACCCAAUAGGACUGCCUUUGCAGUAUUAUUAUGUUAUGAUAAAUGGAAUGCCUUAUAUUGCACCAAUUCACUAUCCAUACCGGUAUACGUAUCCAUACCCGUACUUUCCUACACCGCAAAUCGGUGUACAAGCGCAACAACCUUUGGUUGCUCAGGUUCCAGAACCUCAACAAGACGCUGCCGCAAGAAAUCAACGCCGAGCGGCUACCUUGUGGUUGAUUGUAAAGCUUGGUUUCUUAGUCUACAUUUUUUCACAAAAUGCUAGCACUGAACGAAUGAUUUUAUUACAUCAAACUGGACGGUUACGCAUCGUACGGAGGCGUAGACAGAGGAUCAUAGCACCUAUACCCAAUGAUAUUUUAGCCCAACAAUUACCACAAAUGCCAGUACAGCAAAAUCCGGGAGGGCUUCCAAUUCCGCAACCGGACCUAAAUAAUCGCAAUACCCCUUCAUCGUCCUCAUCAACUGCUCAUUUACCGCCAUCCCCCACGCCAACCAAUGAUCCAAAUAACAAUGUUGCCAAUUCAUCUACAUCCUCAUCAAUUACUCUUCAAGAUGUUGAGCAUGCAUUAUGGACCUUUGUUGCUUCGUUGAUUCCGACGAACGCACCUGAUGUUGGGCAACAAGACGAUGUAGCGAUGUAG